GAAGAGGAAGACUCGUUCAGAGUGAAAGAGGAGGAGGAUGUUACAGUAAAAGAAGAGGAGGAUGCCGUUUUUGGAGUGAAGAAGGAAGGAGAGAUUACUGUCACAUUGAAAGAUGAAGAGGUGGAAAUCCGAGAUCUGAGUAACACCAGAGAGAGACCAGACUCUCACUAUGACAGCAGGAAGAGUCCUUCAGAGGAACCAGACCCAGAGACGCCCAAACCAGCGAGACAACACAACUGCUCCCACUGUGAAAGGAGUUUUAGCUGGUUAGGGAACCUAAAACGCCAUGAGAGGACACACACAGGAGAAAAGCCAUACCACUGCUUACAAUGUGAAAAGAGAUUUUCCGGAUUAGGGGACUUAAAAGCUCAUGAGAGGACACACACAGGAGAAAAGCCUUUCCACGCUGGGAACAUUGGAAAGAGUUUUAUUCAGUUAGGAAGCCUGAAGGAGCAUGAGGGGAUGCACACAGGAGAAAAGCGUCAUCACUGUUCCCAGUGUGGAAAGAGUUUUACUGUGUUAAAUAACCUGAAAAGGCAUGAGAGAAUACACAAAGGAGAAAAGCCAUUUCAAUGUUCCCAUUGUGGAAAGCGUUUUACUCAGAGCGGGCACCUACAAGAGCACGAGAGAAUACACACAGGAGAAAAGCCUUACCACUGCUCCCAGUGUAAAAAUAGAUUUUCACGAGUAGGGGACCUAAAAGCUCAUGAAAGUACACACACAGGAUUAAAGCCUUACCACUGCUUCUUAUGUGAAAAGAGAUUUUCCCGAUCAGGGGACCUAAAAGCUCACGAGAGGACACACACAGGAGAAAAGCCUUUUCAAUGUUCCCAGUGUGGAAAGAGUUUUACCCUGUUAGCUAAUCUGAAAAGGCAUGAGAGAAUACACACAGGAGAAAAUCCUUAUCACUGUUCCCACUGUGGAAUGAGUUUUAUUCAGUUAGCGAGCCUGAAGGCACAUGAGUGGACACACUCAGAAGAAAAGCCUUUCCAGUGUUCCCAGUGUGGAAAGAUUUUUACCCUGUUAGCUAACCUGAAAAGGCAUGAGAGAAUACACACAGGAGAAAAGCCUUACCACUGCUUCCAAUGUGAAAAGAGAUUUUCCCGAUCAGGGGACCUAAAAGCUCAUGAAUGGACACACACAGGACAAGAACCUUUCCAUUGCUUCCAGUGUAGAAAGCGUUUUACUGUGUUAGCUAACCUGAAAAGGCAUGAGAGAAUACACACAGGAGAAAAGCCUCAUCACUGUUCCCACUGUGGAAUGAGAUUUAUUCAGUCAAGGAGCCUGAAGGAGCAUGAGUGGACACACACAGGAGAAAAGCCUUUCCAAUGUUCCCAGUGUGGAAAGAGUUUUAUCGUGUUAAGUAACCUAAAAAGGCAUGAGAGAAUACACACAGGAGAAAAGCCAUUCCAAUGUUCACAUUGUGGAAACAGUUUUACUCAGAGAGGGCACCUAAAAGAGCAUGAGAGAAUACACACAGGAGAAAAGCCUUACCGCUGCUCCCAGUGUAAAAAUACAUUUUCCAGAGUAGGGGACCUAAAAGCUCACGAGAGGACACAUACAGGAGAAAAGCCUUUCCAAUGUUCCCAGUGUAGAAAGAGUUUUACCGUGUUAGCUACCCUGAAAAGGCAUGAGAGAAUACACACAGAAGAAAAGCGAGGCAUCGAAGAUGUGGAUGUCGAAUAAGGCAGCCCCCGCACCUCUCUGAUUUAGAGUGGUUGGGUUAAAUGCGGAAGACACGUUUCAGUUGAAUGCAUUCAUUUGUACAACUGACUAGGUGUCACCCAUUCCCUAUUAUAGAGCUCUGCUCAGCCUAUAAACAUGAAAGCAAGGUUAUAUUUAAUGUUCAACAUUAUUAUUAUUAGGGCAGCCGCCAAGUUAUGAAAAUUAUGGUAUGUUCUGAAAACUGACUUCAGGUUUUUGAGGAGUCUAGCCUCGCAGGAAGACAGUUUUAUUUUAUGGCGGUUUAAUUCCGUUCUCUCUUUAGUAUUUAACUAAAUAAAUACUCUGUCUUUGGUAGGAGAGGGACCAGACUUAUCACUGUUCCCACUGUGGAAUGAGUUUUAUUCAGUUAGGGAGCCUGAAGGACCAUGAGUGGACACACACAGGAGAAAAGCCUUACCACUGCUCACAGUGAAAAAAUGAUUUCACGAGUAGGGGACCUAAAAGCUCACGUGCGAGUACACACAGGAGAAAAGCCUUUCCAAUGUUCCCAGUGUGGAAAGAGUUUUACCUGGUUAAGGAGCCUGAAGGAGCAUAAGAGGACACACACAAUAAAAGUCCAACCACUGCUCUCUCUCUGUGUGGAAGGACAUUUUCCCAGUCAGCGAUCCUGAAAUCACAUGAGAAAGGCUGUAUUCCUACUUAUAUUUUUGACUGAGAAUUUGUGGUUUUGUUUUGUGCCACAUGAAAUCAUAUUGUUUAUGAUUAUACCCGUCUAUAUAAGGUCCGACAGUUGGCAAUGCACGUCAGAGCAAACUCCAAGCCAUGAGGUCGAAGAAAUAGAGGUCGAAGAAAUUGUCCGUAGAGCCCAGAGACAGGAUUGUGUCGAGGCACAGAUCUGGGGAAGGGUGCCAAAAAAGGUCUGCAGCAUUGAAGGUCUCCAGUGGCCGUCAUCAUUCUUAAAUGGAAGAAGUUUGGAACCACCAAGACUCUUCCUAAAGCUGGCCGCCCGGCCAAACUGAGCAAUCGGGGGAGAAGGACCUUGGUCAGGGAGGUGACCAAGAACCCGAUGUUCACUCUGACAGAGUUCCUCUGUGGAGAUGGAAGAACCUUCCAGAAGGACAACCAUCUCUGCAGCACUCCACCAAUCAGGCCUUUAUGGUAGAGUGGCCAGACAGAAGCCACUCCUCAGUAAAAGGCACAUGACAGCCCACUUGGAGUUUGCCAAAGGGCACCUAAUGACUCUCAGACCAUGAGAAACAAGAUUCUCUGGCCUGAUGAACUCUUUGGCCUGAAUGCCAAGCGUCUCUCCUGGCGUAAAGCAUGGUGGUGGCAUCAUCAUACUGUGGGGAUGUUUUUCAGCUGCAGGGACUGGGAGACUAGUCAGGAUCGAGGGAAAGAUGAACACACACAGAACACACACAGGAGAGCAAUCUUUUAGCUGUGAUCUACGUGGGAAGAGUUUUGGUACAUCUGACUAUCUGAAGACACACCAGAGAACAUACACAGGAGACAAACCUUCUAGCUGAGAUAGUCUGAUAAAAGAUCUCUGAUCAAACGUCAGAAAAUACAUACAUGAAGGAGUUGUUUCAUGGAAUCAAUUAAAUAAUGUAAAUGUAGAAUGUUUUUAACAUUGUGGUAGAAUUAUUUGAAUUAAUUUCACAAUGUAGAACCCUAAACGUUUGAUUUAACAAAACGUCCCUUUAAAAAGUUGUUACAUUUACCACGUUGGGGACCCACUUGAAUCAAAUGCAACACUCAAAUGUAGCUAGCUGUUUUCUACAAAUUUUCCUCUAACCAGUGAUGUACACAUUAUUCCCAGACUCCGUGUGGUUUUUGAGCUGUUUUUGCAACCAGGACUUGCAACCAUAUUUCCCUCCUCUCGACGAUUUAUUUCAGCAUGAUAUCGAUGAGUGAUGACAAAUAAGUGUUGCAUUCCUUUGUUUAGCGACCCCUACAGUUAAAUGCAUCACUCCAAAAUGUAGCUGACUGUCUUCUGCAGGUUGUCCUCUAACCAGUGAGGUAAAAGGUAUCUCCCAUUUCCAUGUGUUUUUUUUUUGUUGUGUUAGUUUCAACAACACAUACAACCUGAUUUCCCCCCUAAUCGAUAUCAGUGAUUUAUUGCUACUUGUCAAAACAACAUUUUUGGUGUUGUGCAGUUUAUUGUGCAGUUUAUAAGGUGCUUGUUUAAAAAAAAUACAAGUAAUAUGAUUAUUGUGGCAGAUGUUUGUGUAGAUAGUACAUUUUAUGUUUAGGAUUUCAAUUCAUCACAAACUGUUUCUGCAUUUGGACUAUUGAUUUGGACACGUUUAAACUGUGACAUUAAUUUCAACGUAUUUGCAGCCUAUACACAUGGACGCAGUAUAAUAAAUUGGUAUAUAAUCAGCC
Molecule: messenger RNA, 4050 nt
Organism: Oncorhynchus kisutch (coho salmon)
Lineage: Eukaryota; Metazoa; Chordata; Actinopteri; Salmoniformes; Salmonidae
Product: zinc finger protein 271-like
Exons: 2
Coding region: 463-1686 (407 amino acids)
Biological process (GO): regulation of transcription by RNA polymerase II
Cellular component (GO): nucleus
Molecular function (GO): RNA polymerase II cis-regulatory region sequence-specific DNA binding; DNA-binding transcription activator activity, RNA polymerase II-specific
Source: RefSeq, a predicted model, not a curated record